UAUAUUUGUCAUCUGUCUGUGUACAAAUCUGUAAAACAUUAUAUAUAUAUUUUUAUUAGACCUUUGAAAAUCCAAAAAUAUUUCCUGCAACAAAUUCUGAAGAAAGAAAAGAGCCAGCUACAUCGUAACAUCGUAGCAAUCUUAAGGGCUUUCCGGAAUAGAAUCUUUCAGAAUCAACUUGGCGUUGAACUAUUUUUUUUAUCGUGUAUCACAUCAAAAUUCAGUUAGAGUUUCAGUGAGUCUCAAACCGGGACUCUCGCCCAUUAAGUAAUUGCCAAUUUAUUGAUAUCAUUUGAGCGAAUACGAUUCCAAAAGAACAACAACGAGAAAACAAAGUUUCAGGCAAUUUUCAGAGAGACAUAAAGAGAGAGAGAGAGAGAGCGAAAGCGAAAACCGAAGACAGAGAGAGAGAGUGAGCUGGAGAUCGAGAGUGUGAUUGAAGAAUUGAUGGAUUUUGCCUUACGCGAAACAACUCUCUCUCUCUCUUAUUGUUUUUUUCUUCAUUUUACAUAAUUAACUAUUCCAAAUUUUAAGUUAAGAGGCGACCAAAAAGCACUCGUUAUGAACAACACAUUUGCCACGCUAAGCGAUGAGGAGUUGGAGGAGAACGGAAAGCUGUAUGGCAUCGUUGAGGUGGAUCAACUGCGAAGCACGUGGAAGGCGCGCAAGUUUCCGAUCGAGGUGCCCACAACGCUGAUGCAGAGCGGCCUAUUGCCAUCGAUAUUCGACUGGCCGCUGUUGGGGGAGCUGAUGCCGAUGGAGCAGGCGAUGGGUGAAGCGAUGCUGCAGCAGCGGAUCAACGAUUUGGAGCUGUUGAACAGCUUGACGACAUCGCUGCAGCGCAUCGAGAUCAGUGCGGAGCCGGACAUUGGCAUCGAUGUGGUUGUGGGGCGUCCCAGUUACAAUGUUCUGGUGCAGGAUAAUGGCAGCAUUUUGGUCAAGGAGCUGCCCAGCCUGCACAUCCAUGUCUACGCUGUGGAGUCGCGAGCAGCCGCUGGACACGAAUGCGCGCCAUCGAUGCUGCCAUCGGCAUCGGCAUCGGAACAAAGUGCGAAGACAACAACGACAACAACAACAACUACAAAGAGACGAGAAGAGGAACAGCAGCAAGAGGAAGCACAGAACACAGUGGAAAAUGAUGAUGAAGAACAACAAUUACAACAAGAUGUGAACGAUGAACUGGACGACACGAAAUAUAAAGAGGAUCAUUUAACAUCAUCGUUGGACCCCGAUACCGAUACAAAUACCGAUAACGACAGCGAUAAAGAUAACGAUAACGAUACCGAUUUGCUGACCGACGACGAAUCGGAGGAACAAAGCGGCGACAUUAAGCUGCAUCGCCGCAUGUCCUUUUGGAUGCGUGUCGGGCAUUUUUUGCGCCAGAAUAUUCCGCGUCUCAAUUAGACUCACACACACAGACACACACACACACAGACACACCCACAGACUUUGCAAUUAUUUGUUCGUUACAACAUCGAUCGACAAACACAAUUUCUGUAAUUUCCAACAAUUUGUUCAUUGAAUAAAACACAAAUGAAAACGCG
Drosophila sulfurigaster albostrigata is the source of this 1544-nucleotide messenger RNA. Its product is annotated as clumping factor A-like. NCBI's taxonomy places the organism in Eukaryota, Metazoa, Arthropoda, Insecta, Diptera, Drosophilidae. The coding region runs from base 562 to 1404 and encodes 280 amino acids. The transcript has 4 exons. The record is from RefSeq and is a predicted model, not a curated record.